This is a messenger RNA of Anoplophora glabripennis (Asian longhorned beetle), 372 nucleotides long. RefSeq lists its product as uncharacterized. The coding region runs from base 1 to 372 and encodes 123 amino acids. Gene Ontology annotation, biological process: DNA integration. Gene Ontology annotation, molecular function: nucleic acid binding. Lineage: Eukaryota; Metazoa; Arthropoda; Insecta; Coleoptera; Cerambycidae. The record is from RefSeq and is a predicted model, not a curated record. The transcript has a single exon.
AUGUCUAGUAUCAAAGAACAGGUUGUUAACGAAGUACAUAAACCUGCAAGAAAAACAUUCAGAAGAAGGCAUGUUACCGUGAAGGAAUUAAAUGAUUUGAUACAAGCUGGUUUAGUGGAAAUGAUACCUUAUGCAAAUAUUAAUAAAGGUUUUAGAUACAUACUUGUUGUCAUAAACGUAUUUAGCAAGUUUGUUUGGGCGGAAUCCGUUAUGCGAAAAACUGCAAAAGAUGUGACAAUUGCCAUGCGCAAAAUUCUGCUGCGAAUGAAAAAUAAGCCACUAAAUUGUCAAACGGAUUUAGGAAGGGAGUUCUACAAUGGUGAUUUUAAAAAGCUGAUGAUCGAGUCUAAAAUUAACCACUACAGCACUUAG